Molecule: messenger RNA, 2641 nt
Organism: Lacerta agilis (Sand lizard)
Lineage: Eukaryota; Metazoa; Chordata; Lepidosauria; Squamata; Lacertidae
Gene: POLL
Product: DNA polymerase lambda
Exons: 10
Coding region: 87-1595 (502 amino acids)
Biological process (GO): double-strand break repair via nonhomologous end joining
Cellular component (GO): nucleus
Molecular function (GO): DNA-directed DNA polymerase activity; DNA binding
Source: RefSeq, a predicted model, not a curated record
CGCCCCCCCCCUCCAGUGCUCUUUCACGCCCGCACCUCCCCGGUAAGACUGCUUACUCCUGCCUGGGAAGGAGGCAUCCAUGUUCCAUGGAGCCCCAAGGAAUUGUCAAAGCUUUCCCCAAACGAAAGAAGAUAAGAAAUGAUUCACAGAAGGCAGUGCCUUCAAAGGUACUGAAAGAAGAAACCAAGAAUGAGCAAGCAGCAUGGUUGAAGCCAAUCACUGCCUACGUGCUGCAAGCAGGAAUUGGCCAGGCCAGGGCCGAGAUCUUCCGCCAGCAGAUCGUCCAGAAUGGGGGAAGUGUCUGCAGCCAGCUUUCCCCAGAUGUGACACACGUUAUAGUGGAUGAAGGCAUGGACUGUGACCGAGCUUUCCGGCUUCUCAAACUAGCCAAGUUACCUCAGGGAUUGCAACUGGUGAAGGCAUCCUGGCUGAGUUCCUGUAUUGCAGCACAGCAGAUCUUGAAGACUACUGGCUACAGCCUCUUCAUCCCGGAGAAGUAUCUGGAUGUGUCAAACACUUCAAAGCAGCAAUCACAACUUCUGGAUGAAGUGAUGGUUCAGCCUCAAAUGGAGAGUGCAGUCUUGGCACUGAAGGAUGAAUCUCAGGCAGAGGUUUCCAGCACUCCCUGUAGUGCAGCAAAUUCCUCAGGACAGCAAGAAGUUAAAGGGACAAUCUUGGACAACAAGGGAACUGAAGGGGAAGAGCCUGUUGUCACUCUGGGAGAACUGGAAGCACUGAGGUCAGGCCAAGACCCAAACACUUUGCCAAGAGACUCUUCUGUGGCGGUUCCCACUAGCAAGUGGGUUUGUGCCCACUCCUCUGCAAGCAAGAAAAUUAAUCAUAACCAGAGCAUUACAGAGAAACUGGAGCAGCUAGCAAAAGCCUACUCUGUCCAAGGGGACAAGUGGAGGGCUCUGGGUUACUCAAAAGCCAUAAACGCUCUCAAGAGCUACCACAAGCCAGUCACCUCUUAUCAGGAAGCCUGCAAAAUCCCUGGAAUUGGGAAGCAGAUGGCAGAAAAGAUUGUGGAGAUCCUGGAGAGUGGGCACCUUCGGAAGCUGGACCACAUCAGUGAGAGUGUGUCAGUGCUGGAAGCAUUUUCCAAUAUCUGGGGAGCAGGAGUCAAGACUGCUCAGAUGUGGUACCAGCAGGGCUUCCGCACUCUGGAUGACAUUCGCACUCAGGCUUCCCUCACCAGCCAGCAGGCCAUUGGCUUGAAGCACUAUGAGGACUUCUUGGAGCGCAUGCCACGUGAAGAAGCUGCCCAAAUUGAGCAGACGGUCAGAGAAGCAGCCCUGUUGAUCAAUCCUGGGCUGGUGUGUGUCGCGUGUGGCUCGUUCCGGCGGGAAAAGUCCACCUGUGGGGAUGUGGAUGUGCUGGUGACUCACCCCGAUGGGCACUCGCACCAAGGAGUGUUCAGCAAGCUGCUUGAUAGCCUCCGGAAAAGUGGCUUCCUGACAGACGAUUUGGUGAGUCAGGAAGACAAUGGAAGCCAGAAGAAAUACCUCGGGGUCUGUCGUCUGCCAGGACCAGGCCGGCGCCACCGGCGCCUUGACAUCAUUGUGGUUCCCUACAUACUUUCAGGAGGUGAAUAAAGGAGAGGGAGCUACUGAACACAGCAAGCCAGUAGGGAAGGGACAGAGAACGGCAUGAAGUGAAGACACAGCAGGAGGGUAGCUUUGGAUGAAAUAACUUGGAGGUACUUUUCUAGCACUAAGAAGAAUCAGGCAGUGAAACAACUUUGGGGUAUAUGCUUCUCUGACUACCAAGAAGAGGCUGAAUCAGCAUCUCUCAAGAAUGUUUCAGAUAUAGUUUGCAGUUAAAUAUCAAACUUCUGUGCCAAGGUAAACAUAAUUCUGUACUAAUUUGUUAUUUCUUUGUUAAAUUUCUAUAUUGCCCUUCAUCCAAGGAUCACAGGGCGUUUACAAUAUAAAACCUCAAAAAUACAUCCACUGAGGUCCAUCUACCCAGAAAUGUUGCUGAAAUACCCGUACACUACUGAGACUCCUUGAAGCACUACCUGCACACUUUCAAACAUGUCUUCACAGCCUUAAAGGCUUGAAACUUGUUCCCCCCCCCCUUUUAAAAAUGAAGCUGCAGUUCUCAGGGUGCUGAACUGUGACACAGUGCUUUACCACAUUCUGCAUCUGUAUGGCUUGAUUAGGAUGCAAACAGCAGAACACACUUUGCCUUAGCUGAUGAGUCAGAACUUAUUGGAAGUUGCCUAAUACCAGAUCAGACUAUUUUUCCAUCUAGCCCAAUAAUGUCUACUCUGACUGGCAGUGGCUCUCCAGGGUCUCAGGCAGGGAUAUUCCCAGUCUCUUGCUACAUGAUCCUUUUAAGUAGGAGACGCUAGAAACUGAAGGUCUGGGACCAUCUGUAUGUAGGACAGGUGCUCUGCCACUGAGUCAUGGGCCCUUCCCAGUUCUUGUGUUAGACUAGGUGACCCUUAGGGAAAUACACCUUAGUGAGCUGUAGUUAUCCCAUUAGCCGUACAGGCUCCUUUGCCCACCUCCAUCUUGUACCUCUGCAGUGUAUUAUUAGGGAUCAGCGCAAAAAGGUUCCCUUGUGCUCUGUUCCUUUGGAAACAAAGGAUUGCUGUGAUUGCUGAAAGACAAUAAAACCUGUUAACAUGUUUUAA